AUGAAGAACAAUGACAACCUGUGUUUCCUGUGGAGUCAUGUGAUACAUCUGAAUCCUAAGGCAAGAAGAGCAACCACUAUCACACAAAAAGAUAGGGAAUUCAUAACGAACCUGGACUAUGACGGUUUAGACUUCCAUGUGAAGAUAAGUGACAUUGAUAGAAUUGAGAGGAAAAACAGUAUCAGCAUAUCUGUGUUUGGUUAUAAGGGUAAGAAACAGUUCUACCCUAUAAGGAACUCCAAGGCUAAAUACGAGGAUCAUAUGGAACUUCUACUCCUAGGUGAUGGUGAAGGUAACAACCAUUAUGUGCUCAUAAAGGAUGUAAAUAAGAUGCUUUUCAGUGUAAGUAAACAUGCACAUAAGCAGCACUUCUGUCUACACUGUCUUCACAGUUGUAUAAGUGAAGAGGUACUGGAAAAGCAUAAGGAAACAUGUCUGGAGGUAAACGGAACUCAGGCUGUAAAGCUUCCUGGGGAAGGGACAAAAAUCAAGUUCAAAAAUCAUAGGAACUCAAUGCCCGUGCCGUUUGUGAUAUACGCUGAUUUUGAGUCCAUACUAGUACCAGAGGAGAGAAAAGAGAAGUCAGAGAACCCUGAGGAUGAAAGUAGUACGGACCUUUACCAGACACACAAGGCUUGUAGUUUUGGUUUGAAAACAGUCUGCCACUAUGAUGAUAAGUACUCCGGUGAGUAUAAGAGUUACGUUGGAGAGGAUGCUGCAUUGGUCUUCCUAAAGACUGUAUUGAAAGAGUCCUUCAGAUGUAGGGAAAUGACUGACAAAAUAUUCAGGAAGAAAAUGGUAAUCACACCUAAAGAGGAAGCAGAAUUCCUGGUUACAAGAAACUGCCACAUAUGUGGUUACGAUCUAUGUGAGGACCGUGUGAGAGACCAUGACCAUGUAACAGGUAAGUACCGCGGAGCUGCUCACAAUAUAUGCAACCUUAAGUACAGAAUUACAUGGAAAGUACCUGUGGUCUUCCACAACCUGAGAGGUUAUGAUAGUCAUCUGAUUAUGCAGGAAAUUGGUAAGUUCAAGAUGGAUGUUAAUGUGAUUCCAAAUAAUAUGGAAAAAUACAUCUCAUUCUCACUGGGUAAGAAUCUGGUCUUCAUAGACUCUAUACAGUUCAUGGCUUCUUCACUGGAAGCACUGGUGAGUAACCUUUCACCUGAAGACUUCAGGAUAGUAGGUAAGAGGUGGAAGGGUGAUUUAUAAUAACAUUUAAUAUCCAUCUUUGGUUAAAAAAGUACAAUGGAAUUACAAGAAGUGCUAAGGUUAAAAUUGAUAAGAAGAAAUUUUACUAUUAUUUACAUCAAUGUUGCUAAAAAUGUUUAUACUAGUUAUAUAUUCUAUAAAAUUAAUUUAGGACUGUUUUAAAAGGGAUAUAGCUCUAGGUAUAAAGGAUUGCCGUGUCUUUUAGUAUACGAUACAACAUAUGGUAGAUUAUUUGUUGUUCUUAGAUCGUGUUCAUGGGUAAAAGGUUGGGGGAUAAGUUUAUUACAUGGGUUGGUCGGAUCAUUUAGAAUUCUUUAGAGGACUUCAAUCUAGUGACACAAAAAGGAGUGUUCCCCUAUGAGUUCCUAGAUGAUAUUAGCAAACUCAAUACAGAAGGUCUUCCGAGCAAGGAUAAGUUCUACUCGUCACUGUAUGAGUCAGAGGUGAAGGAGCAAGAUUACCAGAGAGCUCGGAAAGUAUGGGAUCACUUCAAGAUGAAAACCAUGAGAGACUACCACGACCUCUACUUGGAGACCGACGUUCUUCUGCUGGCUGAUGUAUUCGAAAACUUCCGGAGAACAUGUCUGGAAAGUUAUGAACUUGACCCCGCACAUUACGCGUCAGCACCUAGUCUGAGUUGGGACGCUUUCCUGAAAAAGUCAGGUGAAGAAAUAGAAUUCGUAAGCGAUAUGGAUAUGUUCCAGUUCUUUGAGAAGG
Paramuricea clavata is the source of this 1929-nucleotide messenger RNA. Lineage: Eukaryota; Metazoa; Cnidaria; Anthozoa; Malacalcyonacea; Plexauridae. The record is from the annotation of a GenBank genome assembly.